GCAGCAGCGCGCUCACUACACACGCGAACCUGCUGAAGGCCGCUGAAGUCGCGCGUUGUAAAUUUUGUACAUAAGUUACUGAUAUUAUUUCGGGUGCACAUGAAUGGCCAGCUGCACAACUCGGAGCUGUUUAACCGAAUAACGAGUGGUAAAGAUCCGUAAAGCAACAGCGGCCAACAUCGUCUGAAUCGGUACACCAAGUGCUCUCCGCCUGCUCCCUCAAACCGAGGCUCGACGACUCCGCCGGGGACUGAUCAAGCCGACUGCACCGCAACAACGCGUACAAAAUGUGAACAGAAUUAGAGACAGACUUCUUUUUCUAAAGCUUUUUUUUGUAAAUAUAUUUUUUCAGUGGUUGUAAAUCAUAUGUUAUAGGCAGAAAGCCCAGUGUAAAUCUAUUGUAAUUAGGAAAAAGCUACAGGAAUAACAAGAAAUCCUAGCUAUCGGUCCUCAGCAGCUCGUUUUUUAAAUAAAUAUAUCUCUGGACCGACGAGCUACCAUGAUCCAUACGGGAUUUACUUGAAGGUAUUCACUCGAAAGAAAAACAGCAUCGUUUCCAAAAAGCUUGAGGAAAAAGUCCCAGUUUAGUGUGUGUUUCUGACGGUGGAUAUAAGGAAAAUUUAAGACAAUGGUGAGGAGGAAAGUGAAGAUAGAAACUAUUCUCUAACAGCUGUGGGCUCACCCUCCUGUUCCUACUGUAAAUCAACGUAUUAAAGGAGACCGGCAGGAACACAGAGGAGGAGAAGUGGGAGGGGGUCACCAGUUUGACCAAGGACGGCCUUCAAUCACCUGCAGAACUGGAAGAACUACCUGACAGUCGAGAAGGGUGAGUGGGGGACCCCAGUAAGAGAGAGAGACGGAGACUGACGGCGGAGCAAAGGUUUGGAGGAGGCGGAGGUCGAGGAGGAGUAGGAAAGGCCAUUCCCCAUGGCUACUGACCCAGGAGAGCCCACAGGCACCGAGGACUCCUCGGAGAAACCUGAUGGACAGAAGGAGGAGGACACAGAGCGGGAGGGCAGGGCUGACCGACAGAGGGAGAGGACACACAGCACCCCCGCCGACUUCCCCUCCUCCAGCACUCAGGAGAGGAAAGCAACAGGUGGAGAGGGCGGAGGAAACAGAGGAGGAGGGGAAGGCGGCCAGGAGGGCGAGGAGAACCCAGUUAGACAGAUUUCGUUCUCCAUGCCAUCGUUAUCAAGCGACACUGGCCAGAAACGUUUGAGGCGGGAGAAGCGCUUCUUCAGAAAGAGCGUGGAGAUUUGUGAGGAGGACGAUGAGGUGGAAGUGCCCCCAGAGGCGCCCCACAGUGCCCCCAACCUGGAGCUGCGCACCUCAGACUCUAUCUUCACCAGCAGUGCCCAGCAGCAAGGAGCUGCUUCCUCCUGUGCUGCCAUGGGCCACGACCUAACCUGCCCCAGCUCCAGCCAGGAGCCAGGCAAGGAUGCAUCCUCCUCCACACCCUCCCAGAGGGGGAAGGAGAGGGACCGUGAGCAAGAGGAGGAGGCCGAGAUGAAGGCUGUGGCCACCUCUCCUGGAGGCAGGUUCCUCAAGUUUGACAUUGAAUUGGGCAGAGGAGCCUUCAAAACGGUGUAUAAAGGCCUGGACACGGAAACCUGGGUGGAGGUGGCUUGGUGUGAACUCCAGGACCGCAAGCUGACUAAGGCGGAGCAGCAACGCUUCAAAGAGGAGGCCGAGAUGCUGAAGGGGCUCCAGCACCCCAACAUCGUCCGCUUCUAUGAUUCCUGGGAGUCUGCGCUCCGCGGCAAGAAGUGCAUCGUACUGGUCACUGAACUCAUGACUUCAGGAACACUUAAAACAUACCUGAAGCGCUUUAAGGUGAUGAAACCCAAAGUCCUGAGGAGCUGGUGUCGGCAAAUCCUAAAGGGCCUUCAUUUCCUCCACACAAGAACUCCUCCGAUAGUCCAUCGGGACCUCAAGUGUGACAACAUCUUCAUAACAGGCCCCACAGGCUCGGUCAAGAUAGGAGACCUGGGAUUGGCCACUCUUAUGCGCACCUCCUUUGCCAAGAGUGUCAUAGGAACUCCGGAGUUCAUGGCACCAGAGAUGUACGAGGAGCACUACGAUGAGUCUGUGGAUGUCUACGCCUUUGGGAUGUGCAUGCUGGAGAUGGCCACUUCAGAGUACCCCUACUCUGAGUGCCAGAAUGCCGCUCAGAUCUAUCGCAAAGUAACAAGUGGUAUAAAGCCAGCCAGCUUUGAUAAAGUGAAUGACCCAGAGAUCAAAGAGAUCAUUGAAUGCUGCAUUCGCCAAAAUAAGAGCCAGAGGCUCUCCAUCCGAGAUCUCCUGAACCACGCGUUCUUUGGGGAGGACACGGGGGUCCGGGUGGAACUGGCAGAAGAGGACUCCGGCACCCAGGACUGUCUGGCUCUCCGGAUAUGGGUUGAAGAUCCUAAGAAGCUAAAGGGGAAGCACAAAGACAACGAGGCCAUCGAGUUCAGCUAUGACCUGGAGAAUGACAGCGCUGAGGAAGUGGCUUUAGAGAUGGUAAAGUCAGGAUUCUUUCAUGAAAGUGAUGCCAAGGUGGUGGGUAAAUCCAUCCGGGAUCGAGUUAAUCUGAUCAAAAAGUCACGGGAGCGCCGACAGCAGCAGCUCUUCCAGCAGCAACAGGAGCUAGAAGAAAAACGAGACGCCGCCGUCACCUCCUGCAGCUUUUCCCAUCCAUCCUGCCCGGCCUCACUGGGGCCAGGGGCAGCUGCUCAGACCGGAGGAGGGCAGGAGUCAGAGGAACUACCUGAAGUGGACCAGCAUGUCAGGCAGCAACACAUUUUCAGUGGGACAUCCCUUAGUCUGCCAGGUGAGAGCAUUGGGUCCGCCAGCUGUGAAUCUUGUGCGAGUGUUCAGAGCCAGGCAUACUCCCUGCAAGGGGAAUCAUACACCCACACUCUGCCCCCUGCAGCGUCUAGUGGAGGUGUUCCCCAUGUGCCGAUUGGUCAGAGUGUUGGUUUAUCCAGCAUGUCCGUAGGCCAAAGUGGAGGCGGACUUGUCGGUCAGACGUUUCUUCAGCCCAGUACCAUGGUUCCACAGGUAUCACAAAGUGUCCCUCAACAAUAUUUUCAGUCACAAACAUUCCCAUCAGAUGCUUUUCAAACUGCCACUCCCCAUGGGACACUGGCCCCCUCACAGUCAUACAUACCUCCUGUUUCCCCACAAGCACCCAAUAAUGCUCUAACUACAUCCAUGUCAGUCAGUGAUCCUGCUGGACUAGCGGGGGCUGUUGUGCCCCUCGCUCAGCAGACCCAACCCUCUGCCACUCCCAUGCAGCUCACUGACAUCAUUCCCCAUGCGGCACCCCAGCAAACGCAGCCUGUCAUGAUCCCUCAGCACACUAUUGUCCAACAACAACAGAUAGCGAUGGAUCCCCAGACCUCCGCCCUUCAGCAGCAACCGCUACAGCAAAUGGAGGCCCAGGCCGCUCUGAUCGCUCAACAACAAGUUAGUGCAACGCAGCCACAAACGGAUUAUCAUCCACAGAGCCUUCCAGCUAUGGCUGUUCAACAUCAACAUGAACCCCCGCAGCAGAUACAUAUACAGCAGCCGGUCAAAACAGCUCCUCAGCAGCAGGUUUUACCUACACAUCAAGGUAUGGAGCAGAGAGCAAUGUCAUUACCACAGCCAGGGGAGCAACUUCAGACCUACACACAGCAGCCAACAGGGGAUCUGCGUGAACAGACCAUGAGUCAACCGCAAAUGCAACAACAGCUUCAGAAAACUCUGCUGCAUCAGCAACAAGCUUUACUGCUUGAGCAACAUCAAUCGUACGUCCAGCAACAGCUCGAUCAGCAACAUCAAAAUGCUUUGCUUCAACAGCAGCAGCAACAGCAGGCCCAACUACAACAACAUCAACUGGAGCAGCAGCAAGCACUUAUUCAGAAGCAACUGUUGGAUCAACAACAGCAGCAAGCUCUUAUUCAACAACACCAAGAGCAGCAUCAACAGCAAGGUGUUAUACAACAACAGCAACCACAACACAUACUUUUACAACAACAGUUAGAGCAGCAACAACAACAACCUCAAUUACAGCAGCAACAGAGUCAGGUUUAUCAACAACUUGUACAAAACCAAUCUGGAAUACAAAUGGAACCAGAGAAGCAACAUCAAAGUGGACAACAGCAGCAACAAAUCGUACUGCAGCAGCAACCACAGCAGGCUCAACAGCAACAGGAGCAAUUGCAGCAGCAAGCCUUACUCCGACAAAUUGAACAACAACAACAACAAGCACUAAUACAACAGCAUCUGCAACAGCAGGCUAUUUUACAACAUCAACAGCUACAGCAGAAGGCUCAGCUUCAGCAACGGCAACAUGAGCAGCAACAAGUGCAACUCAAACAGCAGAUAGAGCAGCAGCAGCAAGCUCUGUUGCAACAACAGUUGGAGCAACAGCGUCAGCAACAAUUCCUGUUGCAACAACAACAAGCGGAGAGAUUACAUCAACAGGCUCUGAUACAGCAACAAAUUCAAGAGCAGCAGCAGCAGCAAGCAACCAUCAUUCAACUCCAGCAAACUGAGAAACCAGAAGCUGUCUCUAUUCCUCAAAGCAACAGUGAGCAACAGAUUCAGAUGCAUCCAACCGAUAUGCAGCACGUAUGUAUCCCACAACUAAACGCCCCCCAGUUUACGUCUCAUACUGCUCUCACACAACAGCAAGCAGCAAUGAUCCAGCAGCAUCAAGCAUUUGUGGCCCAGCCUCAGCAUCACACUGCAGUAUUGGAAGCUAAUAUCUCGGUUGGAGCUCCAGCCACGGAGGUAAUCCAGCACCAGGCUCAAAUUGUCUCGCAGGCCCAGGUCCCCAUGGCCAUUCAGACUACGCACAUCCCUGUCCAGACACCUGCUGUCCAAGCUCAAGUCCUUACCCAGCAAGGACAAAUCGAGCCUCAUCCCCAGAACCAGGUACCAGUUCAAUUUAUCUCCCAGUCCACAGUACAAGCCUCUCAGGCUAGGAUUGAAGCCCAAGUACCUGCUCCUUCAGCAGUGAUCAAGGGACAGAAUCACGUCAUCCAGACCCAGCAGAUUCCUUUACACACUAGUUACCCAGGACCUGCCGCCCUCACACAGACCCAGGUAAUCCAGCCCCAACAGCCAACUGUGGACAUUCAGAUGAUGAGCCAACAGAGCCAAGCUACUAUCCAGCCUCCAGCUGUAAUGGCUUCAAUUCCCAGUCAGACCCAGCAUGAGACUUUUGUUCAACAAAAUGCUCAAAUGCCUGUGCUCAUGCAGCCUCAGCUUCAGCAACAAAAUCAAAGCCAGCCACCUUGCCAGACACAUGCUCAGGCCACGACUGCUGGCCUUUUGACCCAUCAGUAUUUCCCUCAGCUGACCCACCAAGCUGUGCCAUCUUUACAACAGGAUGUAACUCAUACUAAUACGCAGCAGAAGCAGCAGCAGCAGCAGCAGCAGCAGCAACAAGAGCCCAUACUGCUAUAUCAGCAGAUGAUUCGGUCUCCUAGCUCCGCUGGAAGUGUUGGACCUGCAAGUACUACUAGUCUCAGUUCCAUAGUUGACCCUUCAAACUUUGUCACCACUCCUCAUCCUGUGCAACAAAUGGGACAAGCCUAUACUGUUAUGGCUCAGCAGCAGCUCCCAGGAUGCAUGGCUGACCCUUCAGUCCUUCAGUCCAUCUCCCAGCCUCCUAUGCCUCAGUCUGCUGUGCAAUACGAGCAACAGCUACAGAAGCUUCCUCAAGUGCAGCAACCACUGGCUCCACCUCCUCCACAGGCUCAGUUACUGGCUCAGCCAAUCCCAACUCCCAUUCAGCAACCUCCUCCUAUAAAGCAGGCUGGGAUGCCCCUUGAUGAGAGUCUGCAGCCCCCACAGGGUCCACCAGCUUCACAUCUGGUGAGCCAUCUCUCUGCACAGGCGGGCCCCAGCAAUGUUUCAGAGCCCCAGUCCCUGCCCAUCUACAGUCAUCUCGUGGCAGGUGCCCCUCCGUCUCCGCAGCACCAAGCCAAGCAGAUGCUGCCAGCCCACACACACACACAAACCAGCUUUCAGGCCCAAAUACACUCCCAAACACAGACACACCUUCAGACACAGGCUCAUUCUCACACUCAAACACGCACCGGGAUACCUACUUCUGAACAGCCCGUUCUCCCCCAUGCUGUCUUUACUGCACAACAAACGCCCCUCAGCCCCUCUCAUACAUCAUGUCCCCCAACAUCUCUCCCUUUCCUGCCAUCCCACUCUCCUGCUGCUGCCCCUCUGCCAGAGCUGCCUACAUCUCCUCCAGCAGCCCAGGUAACCCUACCAGGGCAGGCCGACUUUAUACCCACCUCCCCUCCGCCUGUCACUACCCUACAAUCGCUUGACCCUAAUGCUCCCAAACUGCCCCCAGCCUCGCUGCAAGACCGUGACCUUACCCUGUUGGGCAUUGCUCAGGAUGGGCCAUACCUGUCAAGUACAGAACAUCAUUCUUCCUCAGGGUCUGUUCCAGCUAAUGGAGAAGAAACCCUUCAGCUCAUGGCCAAUGGGAAGUUAGAGAAGUUAAAGAUGCAAAGAAAAGCUUCCAGUCAGAAGUCUGAGAAAGUUUCACAUCAGUUUCAACUGAGCAUGCUCCAGGUGUCGGGCAGUGGGGACAAUAUGGUUGAAUGCCAGUUGGAAACCCAUACCAACAAGAUGGUUACAUUUAAAUUUGACAUUGAAGGGGAUGCUCCAGAGGACAUAGCAGAUUACAUGGUGGAGGAGGACUUUGUCCUUGAUUUAGAGAAAGAUACAUUUGUUGAUGAGCUUCGAGCCACAGUUAAGAGAGCUCAUGAAAUUCUUCAAACACAUUCACAGACUGGAUCGACCGACCAGUUGUUUGUGAGCACUCCAACUAGUUCUUCAAUGGAGGUAGUGCCCCAUUCCUCCCCAGUGGGACGCUGGCGCUUCUUUAUCAAUCAGACUAUUCGCCACAGAGACUCUCUAUCCGGGGCAGAUACACCGCUUACAUCUGAAGAGAUGAGGUCACCUUUGUCUCCUCAAACAGAGAGAGAAAGGGAAGGAUCCCACUUUCUGGAUUCCAUAACUGGACUGACCUCUCCCCACUGCCCCGCCCUUUCCGCCACCUCUCCUCCUGUCUCCACUGCCUCAGCCCCUGCCUCUAUUGCCCCCUCAGCCACUGCUGCGCUGGCUCCUCACCCCAAUGCCUCUGAAAGCAUCUCUGCACCAGCCUCCACUCUUAAAUCCUCUGUCCCUGUCACUGCUUCAGGUUGUUUUGAACGGCCAAUCCUAACCUCAGCUUCAGUUGAUCAAAUUGCCAGUGUUCCUUCAUCCUUAGCAAUACCUGCUGCCAACCCCCCCACAACCCCUAUUGUUGUGUCUCCCACACCCAUAACCAUUCUCCAAGAUGUCCUUGCUUCUCCUGGAAGCAGUGGUUGCUCCAUUGUAAGUCAAAGUAUGGGGGAUACUAUGCUAACUGCUACAAGGUCAUGUGUGCCGGCAGCGGACCAAUCUUCAACUUCUUUCAGCUCCCCUCCUCCUGUUGCAGCGGUGAACACUUCUGCGGUAAGCUUACUCGGCAUGGAGCAGCAGCAGACACUCAUUCAGGCGGCCCAGCAAGCCCAACAAAAACUACAGGCACAACUUCAGCCUGCGUUACAGCAGCAGGUACCGGUAGUCCAACAGCAACUGCAGGCAAUGCAGCUUGAACAACAGAUGCAGCAGGCAGCACCGCAGCAGCAUCCAGUGUAUCCAGAGCAAAUGCAGCUGCAGCAGUCGCUCCAGCAGCUACAACAUCAGCAACUAAUGCAGCAACAAAUACAGCUGACUGAUGUGCAGGUGUUGCCUCAGCCGGGUCAUACAGAGAUGUUACAACAGUCGAUGUCUCUGCAGCAGUUUCUGCCACCUAAUCCCCUACAGCAGACCCAACAAACCCUUCCUCAACAGCAAACACCCCAGUAUACCCAACAGGUGAUGCAACAGCCUCCGCUACAACAGCAGGUAAUGGCAACCCAAGCGGCUGCAUUGCCUCAACAGCAGGCUUCCAUUGAUCAACAGCAGCAGCUACACCUACAACAGACAGUGCACUUACAGCAACAGCACAUGGUGCAGCAGCAGCAGCAGCAGCAGCAGCAAAAACAGCAGAUGUUUAUGGGUGCUGUGGCUUCAAAUCCAGAUCAAGGCCAAAUGCUGCCCGUGUCAAUUAGUCAACAGUUUCUUCAACAACAGGCCCAGCAAAAUGUGAGCCCGAUACAACAAAAGCAGAUUCCACAACAAACACAAAUCCCUGCUGAGCUUUCAGACCAGCACAUACAGCAGCAGCACAUUGAGCAGCAACAAGAAGCGGUUAAAGCGGCGGACACACCGCAGGAGCAGCAACAGUUUUCCCUGCACAAGCAGUCCUCUUUACAGAUGUCAGAGUCAGAGGUGUCCACAGGAGAGACAAGUUUCACAGAAGACACCUGCAGCUACUUUACGCAUGUCCCCCCUUCCUCUGAAUCCUCUCUGCCGCCUCUCCACCUGAGCUCUGAUGCACCCGUACCCACACUCUCCCUCACAAUGACACCAUCUCCCGCUCAGCCUUCCUCUGUGGCUGAGUCAGACAGUGAAGGCCCCCCCAAAAUUGAGUUUGUAGACAACCGCAUAAAGACUCUGGAUGAGAAGCUGAGGAACUUGUUGUAUCAGGAGUACAGCAGCGGGGCAGCGCCAGCCUCUGGACCUACAUCAGCUGCCUCCACAUCAGCAGGAGGAGACGAGUUAUCUGAGCCACUGUCUCUCCACCACUCUUUCCCCCCACCUGUCUCCUCCUCAAAUACUUCUCCUCACUCAUCCUCCUCCUCUUCUACCUCCUCUACAACCUCCCGUUCCUCAUCCACCUCCCCUGACCCAGAUAGGGGUUGCAGAGGAGAGAAAGCUUCCUCAGAAGCACCUCACUUUGCAGAGAAAGGCCCAGUGGAGCAACAGCCUGGCCCAUCUCUCCCCUCCACCUCUGCCUCCUCCACCCCGCCCGCUUCUCUCCUUCCUGCCAAUCAGGAUGAGUCUGCCGGGCCCCAGCGUCCACCCGUACCAGGAGAACCAACCAUUCUUGCUGUACGCCCACACUCUGACACCAGUACCACUGGAGACGCAUCGUGGCCCCCCAAUCAGCACCCGAUCCCCCUCCGGCAUGGACAGCAGAAGCACAAUGCAGGAGGUGGAUAUUUUGGCCUAAACCUGACAUGUCCUAGUAUCAGAAAUCCUGUUAGCAAGAAAUCCUGGACUCGCAAAUUCAAAAACUGGGCGUGCAAACUGCGCCACUCCGCCAGCUUGUUCAAGAAGCCCAGAGUCCAGCAAGAAGGACGGUCCAGCAGUCAGGCAGUUAGAGAGGAGAAGGAGGCGCCACCCCUAAAUCCACCUCAUGCACGCAAAGGAAGAUUUCAGGUGACACCAGUUCCCCAGUCUUCUCCCCCGAAGGCUGCGUCAUCAGCUCAUGGUAGCAUGCACAGGAAAGUGGGACGCUUCUCUGUCACCCAAGCUGUGAGCACGAAGGAGGACAGGAACACCGACAGCUCCCCGGUGUCUCCUGACCUGGACAGGGAGAGGAGGAAAACUCGAGCAAAGGAGGGUGAGAGAGAUGAACAUAAGAGGACCCCAGCAAUGGCUCACCUGCCUCGAGGUCAUGGGCACAGCCACUCCCCACUGGGCAGCAGUGAUGACGAUGAUGAUAAUAAUGAGUGUGAAGUGGAGGAUGAAGACCUGAGAAAAGAACUACACAUGCUCAGAGAGAAGCACAUCAAAGAGGUAGUGUCCCUUCAGUCCCAGCAGAACAGAGAGCUGCAGGACCUGUACCAACAGCUGCGUUCCCUCAAAGACCAAAGGCUGAGUCUGCCUGCCUCCCUGUCCCGCACCCCUUCACUUCCUUCAGGACCUCCUGUCCUCUCUCCUCGUAGGCCCAGGCCAGCCAAAAUCAAGCUCCGACCGCGGCCUCACUCUCACAUGGAUAACAACGGAGUCCCACAUUCUGGGAUUCAGCAGUCAAGUAGUUUUUCAGGUGGUGAACAGACUAGACUGCCCCUUUACUGCAACACAGAGCACUGCACUUCACUGUCUGCCAAAAGAGAUCACAGCCCUCUUAGAAAAAGCACAUUCACAGAUGAAUUGCACAAACUUGUAGAUGAUUGGACGAAGGAGACGGUGGGCCCCGCUCCGCCCAAACCUUCACUUAAUCAAAUCAAACAGAUUCAGCAGGUGCAGGAGCUGGGAGGAUGGAGCCAGCCGACUGAGGUGGCUACCCCUGGUUGGUUUCCAGUGGCACCGCUGAAUCCCCAGGCAUCCCCCAGCCCUGCCGGCCUGCCCGGGGCAACCCCUCCUCAAUACACAGGUGGAGGAAGCCUCUCAACCCUGCACUCUCUGGGACCACCACCACAAUCGCACAUGGCCACAGGGCCAACGAUGCAACAAAGUUUACACCUCCAUCAGUCUCUCCCCCUACAGCAGGUGACCUAUCAGCAGUCCACACUCUGCCAGCAGCCCGGGAUGCAAACUCCCAUACAAUCCCAGUCUCUACCACAGACACAACCAAUCACCCAGCUGCCCCACUCAACACCUCAAAGCCAACCGCUGCUGCCUUCCCAAAAGCCCACAUCUCCAGUGUCCACGGCUGCACCUGUGCUGCCUGGCAGUGGCUCCACUGCACCAGCAGAUAGCACUACUGCUACUGGGGGGACAUUAUGCUCCUAUUCCUCACCCUCCUCAACCUCUUCCUCCUCUUGCUCUACUGCUGCUCUACCUUCCAGUGCCAAAAUUCACCCAACACCCCCAACCUCUACUCUUCCUCUGGGACAGAAAUGAAACCAGUGUGAGGUCAAUAUGAAGGUGCGAGAGAUGGAAACGCAAAGUGGAUCAGGACGUAAAGCAGAUCUCUUUGAAUUGUUAGUUGUGGGCGUGUAUGAGAGAGUAGUGACUGCAAUGUUUAUAUGGAUUCCAGGGUACUUCUGGAUGAGAUGGGGCGUGAAUGUGAGAGGUGAUAGAUUAUAGCAUGUACAGACAGAAGGCAACAUGGAACAGCUGUGUUUAUGAAUCAUGGUAUGUUUGGGUGUUGAGAUGUAUAAAUUCUUUAAUGUAUGAGUGUGUGCGUUUAUGAGUGUGUUUGAGUGUUUAUGGAUUAUCCAAGUACAUAUCCCUUAUGUCCUUUUACACAAAUUAACAUUCAUGUUUGUUUUAAAACCAACUCAGUUGAACACUUCCUAAGCAGAGGUAGAAAAUAUUUGACAAGGUGUUUUAAUUUGUCUUUGCUUACAGUGAAAGGACUAUCAAUUUUAAAAGUGCAAUUAGUAAUGGUCAUCUAAAUUGAUCAGCAUGUAUUGUAUGGAUUUGUCUGUAAGGCAUAACAUAUAUUUGUAGAAGCACAUGAUGAAAACCGGAUGCAUAUAGGAUCUUCUCAUGAUUAUUACAUAAAACUGCAGACCUAGAGCACAAGGUGAUUCAGUGGGCAACAAACAAAAAGGAAUAGCAUGUUAUACCGUAAAGCAUGGUGAAGUUAUCUUGCUACCAUCAUUACCAUAGUGCUGCCAAUAUACUAUUGCGGUGUUGUUCAAAGGUACAGCAUGUGCUUAAUUUGUUUUAGUUAAUGUCAAGCAGUUGUACCAUAGAAACACUCUAACUUACUAUGAGUGAUGUGAUAUAACUUCAGAUACAAUCAUAAUGUGAUGGCUAAUUGAAAUAUGACAUGUAUGUUCAGUGGCUACCUGGUUACACUCAGCCCAAGACGGCGUGUCCUUAUGACUAACAUGACUUGCCAGAAUGCAAAGUGCUUGCACUUGCUUUAUAUUCAUGAAUCUCACAUUUGCUUACUGUGAUCAUUCAAGCAAAGACAAUUUGCUUUCCUAUUUGACAUUUUUGCUUUCGGUUAAAGCUCCGCAUAUCAAGGUAUAUCACCGUCAUGCUGAGGAGGAAGAAGAUUAAAAAAAACGGCCAAGUUAUUAUAGACCGGGGAGACCAUAUGUGUUGUUCCCACAUUGCCUUUUAAAAUUACUGCAUUUUUUUGUGGGUGUGUGAGUGUAUAUUAUUUCUUUGUGACAAAGCUUGGUGAUAGUCCUUUGGUAUAUUGCAUUAAGAAUUUCAUCCCUGUUACUUUUCAUUUAAGGCAGCCCCUCAACUGUCACUGUACCCAACUAAAAGUGUUUACUAUGCCUAUUCUUUGGGCUUAAAAAAAACAAAAAACAAUUGAGAGGUUUGACAAAAUACCGGUCGUAAGCUUGAUGUCCAACAUCGUUGUCAGAUCCGCACUUUUACUUUUGUAUGCCGUUAGAUAAAUUCCUUGUUUCAGUUGGAAACAAUUUAGGUAAUGACCAUAGGCUGUCAGUGUGAAUGCAUCAUUCAGAAGCUGAACUGUGGGCCAUAAUUGUGCUUUUUUAAGCACACUGCAAAAGGUUUACCCAAGUCAAAACAUUUUCCAUUCCUCUACUUCUAAACUCUUUAUUUGUAGAUGUAGAGAUACACAGAGUAAUAUAUCAACAGUGGAUAUAUUACUAUACAUUUUAUUCGGUUAUCAGUGCUCUUAGCCAUACAAGCAUUUGACCAUUAAUGGUCAAGAAAUAAUACACUUUUUGGUAUAAUUAGUAGCCUGUAGUCAAAGCAACAUUUCUGUUGUAUUAAUGAUUGAGAGAUUGCGUGUCAAUGAAAACAGGAGAUCAUACCGGUUGUUAAAAGUUGCUCAAGUGAGCCAAAGAUAAUAAGUAAAAGAGUAUAAGAGUAGUUUGUGCUAAAGGGUGUGGUUGUUCAGAAACUGCAUACACUAGAAUAUAUUGAUUUUCUGUAUAUGUUGCUUUUCAAGACAUCCCAAACUGUCACAGAGAUGUAGUUUAUUCUUAGUGAAGGUGAGAUAAUGUGCUGUCAUGUCUGGUACUAACAUGUUGGCUGCAAGCUACAGCUUAAUGAUCAUGAUUCAUGAUGUAGAGCUGACUUUGUCCUUGAAGUGUUACCAAAAUGUUAUCUAAAAGAAAAAGAAUAUUUUUGUAUUUUGAAAUGGGGUUGUACAAAUUGUAAAAUUGUGUUCUCAUCAUUAUAAAUAUGAGGUUAUUUGAAAAUACUGGUUUUCAUCUAUGUUUACAUGGGACUCCCCUGCAUCGAUAUACCUCUGAGUUCAAGAUUGUAUUCAGAGAAUCUUUGGCAAUUUUUGACAUGUAAAUUCAGUUUUAAAUCAUGGACCACAAACCUUUUAGAUACUUAAAAAGAUGUUCCUGCUGAGCUGCAGGUUAUAUUUAAUGAACUUACAAAUGAAUGCAACAUAAAGCUGGGGAGUCCCAAAAUAACAUGACUGUGAACCAAUGAUGAAAGGAAAUUUGGGCAGUGAAACCUAAAAAAAUUAAGUAUGUUGCUGGUGAUUUAGCCUCUGUAAAUUGUAACUAAUUCUACUGUUGAUUUUAUUUAUGUUUUGUAACUAAUCAAAAUAAAUGAUGUUAAACAUCAAAGCACAA
Messenger RNA from Eleginops maclovinus (Patagonian blennie), 13391 nucleotides. It is a transcript of the gene wnk3, whose product is annotated as WNK lysine deficient protein kinase 3. Lineage: Eukaryota; Metazoa; Chordata; Actinopteri; Perciformes; Eleginopidae. The record is from RefSeq and is a predicted model, not a curated record. Gene Ontology annotation, cellular component: cytoplasm; cytosol. Gene Ontology annotation, biological process: monoatomic ion homeostasis; protein phosphorylation; positive regulation of potassium ion import across plasma membrane. The transcript is spliced from 25 exons. Gene Ontology annotation, molecular function: protein serine/threonine kinase activity; ATP binding; potassium channel inhibitor activity. Bases 928 to 10764 code for a protein of 3278 amino acids.